GGUUGACGCAAAAACCCAAAAUGACGGAGCUCUCCAAUGGAGCGAGCACUAAAGGCCUGCAGGAUGAGGACAGGGAUUUCGAGCCCACUGCAGACAUGAUGGUCCAUGACUUCGAUGAUGAGCAGACGUUGGAGGAGGAGGAGAUGCAGCAAGGAGAGACCAACUUUAAUGAUGAGAUCGACGACCUCACUCGAGAAGGAGAGAUGCCCCUUCAUGAGCUGUUAAAGAUGUAUGGGUAUGGUGCAGCAGACUCGGCUGAUUCAGAAGACGAGCAGGAAGUUUCAGAAAACGAUCAGAGCUGCAGUUCUCACGCCAACGUUAAGACAAACAAGGACAGAGAGGACGAGGACCGGAGGUCGUCCAACGAGGAGUCUCCCGACCAUAACAAGUCACACGGCACCGCUCAGCUCAUCUGCUUCGAACCGGGCAGCUCUUUUGAUGGUGAUGCUGAUGAGUCUGAUGAUGAAGAUUAUAUUCCAUGUGAAGAGUGGAAGAAGGAAGUGAAGGUUGGGCCGAUGUACCAGGCCGAGACACCGACAGAGCUGUGCGAGUAUAAAGAGGAUGAAAAAGUAUACGAGAACGAGGACCAGCUUCUGUGGAACCCGGAGUUGCUGCCAGAAAAGGAGGUGGUAGAAUUUUUAGCCGAAGCUUCCAAGCGGGUCGGAGAUCAGACCGGAGCGCCUGCUGUCCCUGAGGUGCCUCUUAUUAAAGACAACGAGGAGGCUCUCUACGAGUUGAUCAAAUGCAAUUAUAACAAAGAAGAAGCUUUAAAAAAACUAAAGUUUCACCCCAAACCUGUUAAAGAUGAGCUGCCAGUGUGGACUGAGGAGGAAAGACCGGAAUACGAGCAGGAGGAAGGAAUUUAUGCGAAUACAAAAGUCGAUAAGAUAAAACUCUGGAGGAGAGAACCUCAUCCUGCUGUCACGGACUCCACAGAGCAGAUGUCGGCUAAGUUCAGCCAAGUAGCGACUGUUCCUACAUCAGCUUUCAACCGCACCAGCCGCCAGUCGGACAGUGAAGCCAGCAGCACGACACACAGCGAUGCAGAUUCCUAUUCUGUCGUUCCAGCGUCCUCUUGCGGCUCGGACGCACAGGCUCACUCCAGCCCUCGUCCCGACAGCAGCAGCCCCAACCUGGAUGCGGUUAAACGACAGAGAGAGGACGAGGAAGAUGCAGAGAGAGCAGUAAAAAAGGCGAAGGUGGAGUUUCUUACAGCGGCGGCAGCAGCAGCAGUGUAACUCGUUUAAAAAAAAGACUACAGAAGUUGCAGACAUAUUGAAUUGAAAUUUCAGGGAUUUAUUUGAAGAAAUCAGUGCUCUUAGAAUGCCGAUUUAAUUCCCACCCCAAAGCAGCAUGCUUUUCUCUAAGAGCUUUGUUCACUUCAGAUGAGCAGCCGAUGUGGACUGAGGAGGAAGGGCUUGGAUUUGAUGGGAACACGCAGGCCGAUAGGGUGACUUUGUAAAGCUUUGUAUUGCUGGUAAACAGUGAUGUAAAUUGAGUGUGGCACGUUGGCACAGCAGCUCCAGGUUGAUCCUGAGUUCAGGUUUGGUGGGGAUCUGGUUUCAUUACACCUUCCAAAAAAACAUGCCAGUAGAUGAACCAAGGCAAAUUAUCAUUCGCUUAUUUUUAUUCUUCUUUUUUUUUUUUUAUAGCUUUUCUGGCCCAAUACAGUAAAAAUAAUUUGAUAUAAAGUAGACAUUAAAUAUUUUAACUUUCUUUCUUUGUGAUAACUAGGCAUGACAAAAAGACUUUACAGUACAGUGUUUGGACUGAAACCUUUAGUUAAAUUUGGUUAGGUUUUUGGUUUGGCACUAAAACAGGAAAUGAAAUAUUAUUCAGUUAUGUUCAAGUCUGAACCUGACGUUUAUUUCAACAUAAUUAGACUUUCACUUCUUGUUUUUAAAUACUAAACCAGUCCAGUAAAAAUCUUGAUCUGUUUGCUAAAUUUUUGUACAUUAAAGCUUAAAUUAUUAUUCAUUCUUUGUACAACAGAUAAAACUCUGGAGAGAGGACCCAAACUUUACAAACAAUUUUUUUACGCAGCCCAAAAUUAAUUUAAUACAUUUGCAUAAAUUUGUCAAUCAAUUCUAGACAGAUAGUCUAAUAAUUUCUGUUAGUGAUCUCAGUGGUGAGUGAUCUCAAACAGUUUUAACAGAGAUAUUCGAUCCCUAGUUGCUUUUAUUGUUCCUUCACAAUACGAUAUUUUUUGAUAUCGUAAUAAAUCUAAAAAAUAAUAAUGAAAAAAAUAAAAAAAUAAACCCCUCCACUAUUACCCAAAAUUCUGACAUGUUCCUCUACAAGCUAUUGGGCACUGUUUCUUCCUGUUUCAUAUAAUUCCAAAAAAAAAGUUCUUUGUAAGAAAAUUUGUGCUUAUUUUUGUAUUCAAUAGCUAUUUAUAUUUUGUAUAUGGUUCUGGUUGAGCACAUGCUAUCAAGUGGAAAUGACUUUAAGACUGAAUAUUUAUUUCUAAUACACCCUCUCUCUCUGUACCUGUGUGAACAUUGUUACUCUAUCAGUUCAGUCUUACUCUGUUUUCUAAAGUUUCUACACCCAUUCCAUGUCUGAAGGAUGUUAUUUAAAAUAUUUUGUUUUUAUGUCGUAAGUAAGUGAUCUUAACUAUUUCACCAUACUUUGACUAAAUAAAAGUUUUCUUUUUUUAUUACCAAAAAAACACUUUUUCAUUAUUUGUUAUUUCAUUUUAUGCGUGUACAUUUUUUAAAUAAUAAAGUUCUUAAUCAUGUCUCUUUAA
Clarias gariepinus (North African catfish) is the source of this 2749-nucleotide messenger RNA. RefSeq names its product mesoderm induction early response 1a, transcriptional regulator (gene mier1a). Gene Ontology annotation, cellular component: nucleoplasm. The transcript is spliced from 13 exons. The record is from RefSeq and is a predicted model, not a curated record. Gene Ontology annotation, molecular function: histone deacetylase binding; transcription corepressor activity. NCBI's taxonomy places the organism in Eukaryota, Metazoa, Chordata, Actinopteri, Siluriformes, Clariidae. Gene Ontology annotation, biological process: negative regulation of transcription by RNA polymerase II. The coding region runs from base 21 to 1238 and encodes 405 amino acids.